AUGGCGCCCAAGAAGGGGUGGGCCACUCUAGUUAUCGUGCUGCUGUUGCGCCCUACCCUGGGGGCGCUGACCGAGCGGACAGGAUCGAAGCGGAGGAAGGAGGACGACGGGGGCGAGCAGCCGGGGCUGGACCUCGUCCAGGCCGCGGGUGGCGCCGCCGGGCCAGAGGACUCGCAGAUCGGCCAGCUGACGGAGUCCAUCCGAACCCUCUUCAGCCUCGGGGCUUCGGCCUCGCCCCCGACACCCCCGCCGAGCUUGGCGGCGGCCCCGAAGCCAGGCGCCGCGGUGUCUGCGGCCGCCGUGGGCGCCCGCGUGGGGAGGACGUGGCUGCGGGCGCCCGCACCGGUGCAGGCCUCGGCGGACCCCACGCUGGCCACGGCCUCGGCAGCUGCGGCGGCAUCGUCGCGGGCGGCCUCGACCAGCAGCGAGGUGUGGGACAGGAACGCGACGGAGGCCCGCAGCCACUCGUGGUUCUCGGCCCCGCCGACCAACGCCGUAGCCGCCACCAACGUCUCCAGCCCGCCGGCGAGAGCAGCCGCGCAGCAGGCGGCGCCCACCGUCGCCUCCGCUGCCGGCGGUGCCGUCGACGCCAGGCCGAACGGGACGUCCGGGCCGAGGGCGGCGGCUAAGGCUGUCGGAGCCGCCUCGAACGCCACUGCGAACGUCACCGUGAACGCCACAGCGAGUUCCGCCGCGAACGCCACUGCGAGCGUCACCGUGAACGCCACGGCGAGUUUUGCCGCGAAUGCCACGAGGAAGAACUCGUCGGAGCUACCAGAGAAGGAGGUGGAGGAACUCCCGAUGGCCAAGCUGCUCCUCGGUGAUGAUGGCGACGGCCCCAAGUCAGCCACCACAACAUCGAUCCCAAAUGCUACCCCAGUCGUCUCGGGAGCGAGUACCGCCAACUCAAGCGCCCCGAUCAUCCUGAACACGACCGCCGCCAACGCCACAGUGGUGCCGGCCGUCGGAGCCUCGGCCGAGGCUGCGAAAUCCACAGCGAAGGCGGACGCCAACGCCUCGCGAGCGUUCUCGCGCGAGGCGGCCGUCGCCAAACAGGCGCAGGCGGCCGCCAAGGCGGCGAAGCUCGCCGAGGCGAAGGCGACCCGGCUGGAGGCGGAAGUGGCCGCCUUGAGGAGCAAGCUGGCCAAGGACGAGCAGACCUUGUCCAAGACCAGGAGCGUCACGCCCGCAACUGCGGCCGCCCCCGUUGUCAUCGUCGUGCCCGACGCCGCGACGGCGGCGAGGGUUGCGUCGGCCAACGUUGGGGUGGUGGGGAACGAGAGCGGCGCGCGCUUCGUGGUGAGCGUCGACGGCGGCCAGACUGUGGAGGCCCCAGCCGCGGGCACUGCGCUCGGCAGUCGGCCCGCACCAGUGAAGGGGGGGCCGCCCGGCGGGAGCGCCGAGAAGCAAACCGCGCACGGCGCCGCGGAGGCCAGCAGGAAGAGGCCGGCGCCGCUGACAGCGUCGACGAGCAAGAGCUCCUCGGCUCCCACUCGCCGUCUGGUGGCCCGCAGUGAGCCUGCCGCGGCCGAGAAGGCGGCGCCACUGGCCUCGACGGGCAGCAAGCCUGCAGCAGCGGCUGGGGCCAAGUCGGUGGCCCGCAGUGAUCCUGCCGCGGCCGAGAAGGGUGUCCCAUUGGCCUCGACGGGCAAGCCUGCAGCAGCGGCCUGGGCCAAGCCGGUGGCCAGCACUGAGCCUGCCAUUGCCGAGAAGGCGGCACCACUGGUCUCGACGGGCAAGCCUGCAGCAGUUGCUGGGGCCAAGCUGCAAGCGAGCCGCGCGGAGCACGGGCCAGCCAGCGAUGCGAAGCACGGCCCCGCCGCGAGCUCUGCGUCCAGCGAGCCUUCCGCUGGCAGACAGACCGCAGCUCACCAGCCCGCCAACAAGACCCUCGCAGCCAGGCCACCGCCGCCAGCGGGCCACCUGGCGGCGCGCCCCGCCGCUGAGGGCAAGCACGCUCCAGCUUACGCAGAGGAGCGUGGCGGCAUGAAGGCCUCGGCGACAUCGGCGGCUUCGGCGAGCCAGCCCGGCGCGGCUGGGGCUGGGCCGCGGAAGGGCAAUGCGGUGGAGCAGCGCGUUUCGGCGGCGACAGCGACGGGUGCGCACGCCAACGUGGAUGGUCGCCUAGUGGCUAGCCGUGACCUUGAGAGCGCACAGAAAGCAGGCAGCGAGACGAACGCUGUGCCACUGGCAGCUUCUAAGGGCAUGCAGGGGGCGGUCGUUUCUAGGACAUGGGCGAGCGGCACAGCAGCGCACUUAAACGUCGAUGGUGGCCAUCAUUCAAUGGCUGGCACUGCGCCAGCCAAGGUAAGAACUACAGAGACCAAAAAGUCUUCAGCGGCUGCUUCCAGGCCCGUGACCAACCGCCCAGCGGUGAGCCUGUCACCCAAGGACGGGCACCGCCCCAGGACUGACGUGACCUCUGCCCGAGCAGAGUCGACCAAAGGCGAAGUGGCAAAGACAGCUGCGACCAGAAGCCGUACAGAGUCAAGUGAGCCAGCAGAGAGCCCCGCAGAGGUGCAAGCGCUCGCCAGAGCAGGCCACGGUGCCGCAGCCAGUGCCAGCCCGCGCGCGAUUGUCAAGGUGGACACUCCGCCAGCGGCCAGCGUGGCAGCGCACGCUUCGGCCGAGGCAGGCCCCCGCCCGACGGCAGACGCUGCGGGGCGCGCCCCCUCCAAGACAGACCGGCGCCCGGCAGCCAGCACGGCGGCGCACACCCCAGGCAAGGCUGCAACCGCCGGGCCUCCGGCCCGACGAGGGCAAUGGGCGGAGCCGGGCAGUCACCUGGCGGACAACGCCACGGGCUUCUCGCAGGGGGCUCGCCGCCUCCUCCCGGCGGUCAAGCAAGCAGGUCACGUCGUGGAGGCCGUGAGCCAGAGUAACACCGCCUUGGCCCAGGGGCUGACGCACGUCGUGCACCCCAGGUGGGCCAGAGCCUCGCAGCGCGACGCGCCGACGAGCUUGCUGCCCAGGGCGGCGAGGCAGGCCAUCACCGGGAAGGUCUGGUCGGAGCGUGAAGGCAGUGCUGCCCGCGCGAGGCUGAAGCUGCCUCGCCAGCACGAGGCGCCAGCUUCAGCAGUUACGGUCCCAGAACUGGCGGCGUCCCACAGAGUAGCCGGCCACGCCGCCGCGGCAGGGACCCCCGCCGCUGUGGAGCCCAAGAAGCUGACGCCCCAAAAGGAGGAGGACGAGAAGAAGGAGGUUCAGACGGCGGCGCCGCCGCCCCCCUCGCAGUUGCCCGCUCUCGGCCAUGAGGCCCUCGGCGUCAGGGCCAAGCCCAAGCCCGCGGCGCCGCUGCCCAAGUCCGCUGCGGCUGCUGCGGAGGCUCCAGCGCAGCGUCAGCGGGAACACCAGGCCGCCCGCAUUCCGGCGAUCGCAGGCGCGGCCCCGGCCGCUGCUGCAGGGGCCGCCGCAGUGACGGCCGGGAGGGAGGUCCACGUCCACCUGGAGAGCGCGGCGGCGCCCUCGCGCAGGAGGCCCAGGACGCGGCGCGCCUACGCGGCGCGCUUGCGGUCGCCGCCCGCGGGCGCGGCGGGCGGGGCGGAGCGAGGUGUGGGCCACCGCCCCGCCCGCCUGCCACUCGCCGUCCUCUCCGACAUGGGCCACACAGCACCCAGCGGCGGCCUGGCCGCUCUGGGCGCACCUCCGCUCCCCCACGCCAGGCUGCUCCCGCCGCCGGCCGAGGAGCCCAUGCCGCUCGAGGGCGACCAGGUCUCGUUCCCCGCCCUGCCCGCGAGCUUCGAGGAGGACAGUGCCGGCGCCGACGCCCAUCCGCCCAGCAACAGCUCCUCGCUGCCUCCCGCUUUGGCCGCGCCCGCGGCGGCCGCGCCCGCUGCGGCCGCGCAGGCAGCCACCGCCGCGGCGACGGCCCCAGCUCAGGACAUCGGCGCCGCUGGGUGGUUCCGCUCCAUGCUCACGUGGUUCUGGCACGCGCCCGAAGCGCCACCGAAGGCGCUCUCGGCCCAACGGCCGACGGCGCGGGCCGAGCUGCUGCGGCUCGAGAAGAAGAGCGGCGAGGACAAGAUGCGCUGGCACACCAACUUCGAGGCGAUGGACGACCGCCAGCGCGACAUCCCGAUCGCCGACGCGUUCGGCCGAUUCGAGCAGGAGGACGAGGACGAGGUCGAGAACUUGCGUCGCGAGGACAUCGCUGCGCGGACCGAGGCAGAGCACGCACCCCUGGGGUCCGCGCGGGCAGGCAGGCCACCGCCUCGCGCCGCGGGCACGCACGCCAGCAGCUUCUGGAAGACCAUGGAGACUGAGGACUCCGAAAUGGGGAAGGCCCUUGAUCAGGACAGAGACCUAUCGAAGUACGAGCAGCUGGUGAACCUGCAGGACCAGCAGGCCGAGGACGCGGCCCUUGAGCUGGAGCGCCCCAGGGCGCGUCUGCGGAACCUCCAGCCAGAGGCCCCCGCGGAGCGAGCGGGCCGACUGCUGGAGAUUGUGGACACGCCCCUGCACGACGCGUUCGGCUCCAUGGAGGCAGAGGACAGCGUCGUGGAGGAGAGGGUCCACAGCAGCCCAGAUUUGCAGAUGAUGCAGGUCAAGGAGAUGCGCACAGCACCCAGGGCAGAGGACAAGGCGAGGCUCUGA
Messenger RNA from Prorocentrum cordatum, 4593 nucleotides. NCBI's taxonomy places the organism in Eukaryota, Dinophyceae, Prorocentrales, Prorocentraceae. The record is from the annotation of a GenBank genome assembly.